AUGGCUAACUUGAUCCACCACGCAGUGAUCUUCCUACUUUUGAUCACGUUCACGCUCGCUCAAGUUCGCAUUCCUAUCACAAGAAAGCUUCAUGCUCCACAUCCUGCUCUCAAUCGCCGUCUCUCUACCCGCGACUCCGUCUCUGCAUCUCUUGUCAACGAUUUGUCACAAGCAAGCUAUGUGAUCUCCGUCAAAGUGGGAACUCCGGCUCAGGAUAUUGAUUUGACUAUCGAUACAGGAAGCAGCGACACCUGGACAGUCGCCAAUACUGCUGCUUCAUGUACUGGUGUUGGAUUACCAGAGAAGAAUGGAUCUGCUCCAGCCCUAUGCGAGACACCAUACAAUUCAAAUGCUUCUUCAACCGUCCAGUUGAACAUCACGACUGAUAAAUUCAAUAUCGAGUAUGUGGAUGGUGGUAAAGCCAAAGGGCCUUAUAUAGCCGACACUUUUGUGCUUGGUAAUGCCACCAUCAAGUCUCUCCAGAUGGGUCUCGCCAACGACACAAACAUACAGCUUGGAGUACUGGGACUUGGUUAUUCUAUCAGCGAGGCCUCUGAUACCAUAUAUCCAAAUAUCAUUGACGAGCUGGUCUCCCAAAAUCUUAUCAGUACCAGAGCUUAUAGUCUCUAUUUAGAUUCGCAAGACUCAGCUACUGGAUCCCUUCUUUUUGGUGCAGUCGAUACCACCAAGUUUAUCGGGGAACUAGUGAGCUUAGAUAUAGUACCCCAACCUAUCUGGAAUGGCUCGGUUCUCUACUCAUCAGUGUCAAUUGAGCUUGCUGCAGUGGGUAUCACAGAUCGAGAAGGCAUUUCUGCAAACUUGACAACCUCUCCCCAAGUUGUACUUCUGGACUCUGGAACCACGCUUACCAUAUUACCAACUGAGGUUACGGAUGCUAUGUUCAAAAAAUUUAACGCCUACGACGAUACAAACUCUACUGGUAAUGUCUACCUCCCCUGUUCAGUGCUCAAUACUUCAUCCUCUUUAACAGUCGACUAUCUGUUCUCCUCCUCUUCCGCUUCUGCCAUGAUUAGGGUUCCCAUAUCAGAGCUUGUAUUUCCACUUACAAAUCCGACUUACGCACUGUAUCCCGAGGACACUCUCCCAGAUUUGCCAUUUAGCGGCGAAGCAUGUGCGUUUGGAAUACAAUCGACGAACGCGGACUACCAUUUGCUUGGGGAUACCUUUUUGAGAAGUGCAUAUGUGGUUUAUGACUUGGAUAACAAUCAGAUUGGACUCGCGCAGGCCAAUUUUAAGGGAAAUGAUGCGGAUACCAGUUCAAGUGAAGGGCAUGGAAAUAAGUAUAUUGUGGAGUUGAAAGCGGGAGAAGCGAUUCCGGCUUUCACUGGCGUUAGUGUGACUAGUUCGGCGGAACCUAGCCCUACUAGUAGCGCUAGCAGGACUUCGAAUACUCCUUCUGACACGGCAAAAGCUACAGCGACUGGAAAGUCUAGUGUCGCUGUAUCGAUGUUCAGGAAUAUAGAUUUCAGAGUUCUUGGUAAUAUCAUCAUGAAUUCUCGGCAAACUCCCAAGGUUGCACUUAUUACAGGGACAAAUGGAAUCUCAGGAUCCGCCUUGUUGAGGCAACUUUCUAAGAAUCCAGUUUGGACCCGUAUCAUUGCCCUUUCGCGCUCCCCACCCUCCAAUCUUCCUUCCGAUUCCCGUGUUGAAUUCCACUCUCUCGAUCUCACAGCUACUGCUGGUGAAAUUGCCGAGGCUUUGAGUGCUAAGGAAAUCACAAAUGUUACGCAUUUCUUUCACUAUGCCUACAUUCAUACCGACUAUGACCAUCCUCAUCACCUAGAAGAGAUGACUAAGAACAAUGUGCCUCUCUUCACCAAUACUCUCACUGCCAUCGAUCUCACUUCUCGUGAUAGUUUGCAACGUGUGAUUCUCCAAACCGGAGGAAAGAACUAUGGUUUACUUACCUCCCCACCUGCCUCAGUGCCCCUAACCGAAGAUGCUCACCGGGUGACCGAUCCUCGUUCCCUUCCCAACUUUUACUACCACCAAGAGGAUUUUCUCUGGUCACUCUCUGAAGAACGUUCUUGGAGUUGGAACAUCACAAUGCCGUUCUGGAUAUCAGGGUAUGUAGGAAAAUCCGGAAACAGCUGGGUUACAUCCGCAGCCAUUUACUUUAGUCUCUGUCAAGCUCUCAACAAACCCGCGAUUUUCCCCGGUGGAGAAGAUGAGUACUAUGGGAAAUGGGACAAGGGACAACACUUCAGUACGAGUUGGGUGAUUGCGGAAUUCACAGAAUGGUUAGCGUUAAAUGAAGAGCCGACAGUGAAGAAUCAGAAAUUCAAUAUUGUAGAUGAGACGGUCACUACGUUUCGAGAUGUUUGGGAGGGGAUUGGAAGGUAUUUUGGGGUUGAGACGAAGGUGGAACGAAAAUAUGAUUUGAUGAGUGAAGUGAAAGAGAUGGAGAAAGAAUGGCCGAAAAUUGCAAAAAAGUAUGGAGUAAGAGAUGAUGCGUUGAGGAUCGUUACAUGGGAUGCGUUUGUUCAUGGGAUGGACGCGGGGGAGUGGGGAAGUGUGGUUAAUAUGAAUAAAGCAAGUAAGGCGGGGUGGACGAAGAAGGUUGAUACUAUUAAAGAGAUGGAGAAGAUAUUUGGGGAGAUGAAAAACGAUGGAUGGAUUCCGAACGUCUGA
Botrytis fragariae is the source of this 2652-nucleotide messenger RNA. Its product is annotated as putative acid protease protein. The record is from RefSeq and is a predicted model, not a curated record. The coding region runs from base 1 to 2652 and encodes 883 amino acids. Gene Ontology annotation, molecular function: aspartic-type endopeptidase activity. The transcript has 6 exons. NCBI's taxonomy places the organism in Eukaryota, Fungi, Ascomycota, Leotiomycetes, Helotiales, Sclerotiniaceae. Gene Ontology annotation, biological process: proteolysis.